Messenger RNA from Pyrus x bretschneideri (Chinese white pear), 1355 nucleotides. Its product is annotated as olee1-like protein. NCBI's taxonomy places the organism in Eukaryota, Viridiplantae, Streptophyta, Magnoliopsida, Rosales, Rosaceae. Bases 590 to 1108 code for a protein of 172 amino acids. The transcript has 2 exons. The record is from RefSeq and is a predicted model, not a curated record.
UUCCUCCCCUUUCCUUCCCGCCUAUUUGAACGGUUACAGUUAAGACACGUCAACAUCUUAUAUUAAUUUUUUAUAGAAAGGGAAAGACAAAAUAGAGAAUUUAAGAGAAGGUCCCUACUCCCAAUAAAUGAUAAAGACUGUUUCUAAAUUACUUCUAAUACUUCUUUUAUUAUUGAACUAGUACAAGGUUUUACGAAAACUCACUGCUUUUAGUUGGUUUCGUGAAAUGGUACAAAAAUCAUCAUAAAAUAUAUUUUCAUGUAGCCCUCGGUGCAUCACAAGCUUCGUGUAAAGUUAUUUAAAAAUGCUCAAGAUGAAGGAAUUCUGCUCUGGCAUGUCUCUUUUAUUGGUAAGUAGUAACUAGACGGAGAGAGUUUCAAGGAGCAAAGAGCGAGUCAAAAUAAUUGUCUUAACCACAAGUAAACAAGAUAAGAAAUGACAACCUCAGAAAAAUAACUGCUAACAAGAAAAUCAAACAAAUCCCGUCCUAUUUUCUGUAUAGAAAAGCCAUCCCCCUCUAAUCUGCACAUAUAUAGUCCUCCUCUGAUAUCCAAGCAAGAAAAAAAAAAACGCGAAAUUUAACCUGACGAUGGCUAAUUCUAAUAGUAUCUUUCUUGUCUCUGCCCUUUGCUUCUUGUCGCUCGUCGGCGUCGCCUACUGCGGCGAGACCCUCAAUGUGCACGGCAUCGUUUACUGCGACAACUGCCGCAUCCAGUUUGUAACCAGAAUCAGCGAGACCCUCAAAGGUGCAAAGGUGAGAUUGGAAUGCAGAGAGAAUGAAGGGGGGAAAAUAACUCUAAGCAAAGAGGCAGACACCGACGACUUAGGAACUUACUCCAUUCCGGUGGAAGGAGACCAUGAAGAGGAGGUUUGCGAGGUGAUCUUGGUGAAGAGUCCCAAGGAGGACUGCAGCGAGAUCAGCAACGAGCUUCAUGUGAAGCUCAGCGCGAGGAUCAGUCUCACGAACCACAACGGCAUUACCGGGCCUCAUCGCAUGGCUAACCCUCUCGGUUUCAUGAAGAAGGAGGUUGAUCCUAAGUGCGCUGAGGUCCUCAAGGAGCUCGGACUCACCCCCGAUGGCGACAUUGAUGAUGGCGGUGCUGAAUAAGCCAUCAAUAAUUUUACAUACUUAAACAGUAGGAAUCGAUAUCCCGGCCUUCAUUUUUCGAUCAUGUGUAAUCAAUAAAUGGGUUUUAUUAAUUUCCCCUACUAAUCCAACGUGAUGUAUGAGAGAUGUAAAGUAUACAUCGAUCGAUCUAUCGAUCUGCGGUAGUAGUACUUAAUUGGGGGUAUAUUUUUGUUAGGGUUAGCUGCAAUAUUCUUCAAAUCUUGAUUAAUCAAGUUGCUUGUGAUCA